AUGAACAUCAGCUUUACCUCGAACACUCUUGUCAAUUCAACGCUCAUCGACAGCGCGACCGGCCAAGUCCUGUUUGAGCUCUCGGCAUCCCGUGACCACUUCCGCAUCCAUAUAACCUUGCGAGAUGCGCACAACACCAUGGUCGGCGAGUACAAGAAAGGCAAGAUUGGCACCGAGGUCAUAUACCGCAGACAGACUAUGCGGGUGAAGGAAUGGCUCGUCAAGAAGCAUUGGUAUUCCAGAACUCGGACGUUCAUGGCGCAUAACGGGAAGGCAUACGAAUGGAACAGUUCGAACCAGGUGUGCAGGUGCCUGGACGGGAACGUCCACUUCAGUAGGAGAAGGUGUUCUCCGGGAAUCGCGGAGAACUAG
Messenger RNA from Trametes versicolor FP-101664 SS1, 372 nucleotides. RefSeq lists its product as uncharacterized. The record is from RefSeq and is a predicted model, not a curated record. Bases 1 to 372 code for a protein of 123 amino acids. The transcript has 3 exons. Lineage: Eukaryota; Fungi; Basidiomycota; Agaricomycetes; Polyporales; Polyporaceae.